AAAAACACACUUUAGAAUAUCCCGGAGCAAUAUCCCAAUGGCGGGCAUCUCAUUUACAUUUGCCCCCUCCUCGUAUGUUGUCUCUGUACGGAACCCUGUUUCAGUUUUUGUUUCUCCUAAAAGUUUUUUUAAAACUAAUGACCUGAAGAGUAAAAGACAACAAAAGCAGCAUUAUGUUUGUGUUUGUGAAUGCACGGGUCGUGGCGGCGUUGACUCCAAUUCUGCAGUCGUCGCUGGUGAUGACAUGUUUUGUGUCAAUACAUCUAAUGACGAAUGUGAUGUUGAUUAUCUUGGUCAAAGCACCAAAGGCGACUUACACCUCAAAUACGGAAUAAAUGGUCAGACAGAUGUUGCAUGGAAAGGUCCAAUAGAAGAGGUUGCCAGGCUUCAAGCGAUAGAAGCCGAGGGGUUGCUUAAGGACUUAGGAAUACAGGAUCCAUCUUCUUCGAGACAUUCUUCACGUGGCAUAUUUUGUACACGUACAUUGAAUCUUCGGUCAAUCAGUGCAAUCGGAUAUGACAUGGAUUAUACUUUAAUGCACUAUAAUGUCAUGGCCUGGGAAGGGCGGGCUUAUGACUACUGUAUGGAGAAUCUAAAAGCAGUCGGUUUUCCUGUUGAUGGACUUGCUUUUGACCCUGACUUGGUUAUCAGAGGACUUGUCAUAGAUAAAGAGAAAGGCAACUUGGUUAAGGCUGACCGAUUUGGGUAUGUGAAGAGGGCUAUGCAUGGUACAACAUUGCUAUCUACCCAAACUGUCAGUGAGAUGUAUGGGCGGGAACUGGUGGAUCUGCGGAAUGAAAGUAGAUGGGAGUUUCUCAAUACACUGUUUUCUGUUUCAGAAGCAGUGGCAUAUAUGCAGAUGGUUGAUAGAUUGGAUGAAGGGAUUAUUCCAGCUGAUCUUGGUGCACUUGAUUACAAAGGACUUUACAAGGCUGUUGGUAAGGCGCUCUUUAGGGCUCACGUAGAAGGUCGAUUAAAGAGUGAGAUUAUGUCCAAACCAGAACUGUUUGUAGAGCCUGACCCAGAGUUGCCUUUAGCACUUCUUGACCAAAAGGAGGCGGGUAAAAAGUUACUGCUGAUCACCAACUCGGAUUAUAUUUAUACAGACAAGAUGAUGCGACAUUCUUUUAAUAGAUUUCUUCCAAAUGAUAUGAACUGGCGAGAUCUGUUUGAGAUGGUUAUUGUCUCAGCUAGGAAGCCAGAGUUCUUUCAAAUGUCACACCCUUUAUAUGAAGUGGUGACAAGUGACGGCCUGAUGCGGCCAUGUUUUAAAGCUCGUCCAGGAGGCUUAUAUUCUGGAGGAAGUGCUCAAAUGGUUGAAAAUUUUUUAGGUAUACACGGAGAUGAAAUAUUGUAUGUCGGUGAUCAUAUUUAUACAGAUGUGAGCGUAUCUAAAGUACAUCUUCGCUGGCGGACAGCAUUGAUUUGUCGAGAAUUGGAAGAAGAGUAUAAUGCUCUAAUUCACAGUCGGGAGCACCGGGCUAAGCUUGUAGAACUGUUAAAUCAGAAGGAAGUUGUUGGAGAUCUCUUUAAUCAACUCCGUCUUGCUCUACAGAGGAGAAACACGGGUCGUCCUGCUCAAACCCUUGCUGCUACUCAUAUGGAUGAUAAAGAGCUCACAGAGAGUGUGCAAAACCUACUUAUUGUGAUGCAACGGCUGGAUGAAAAAAUUGCACCAAUGUUGGAAGAGGACGGUGAACAUUUCAGUAAAAGGUGGGGAUAUCUGUCACGUGCAGGUUUGUGGGACAAGAGUCACCUUAUGCGACAAAUAGAGAAGUAUGCUGAUAUUUAUACCUCCAGAGUGUCAAAUUUUCUUAAUUAUACACCUUUCAUGUAUUUCCGCUCACAGGAACAGACACUAGCCCACGAUUCAUACUCAUUUUAUCAAUCUCAAAACAAACCAUGAGUUAAAGAGUGUGGUAAAUCAUGCGAGUCUAUUCUUACCUUGUAAUGGAAGUGUUACUUCAAGCUACUGUUUUGUCCCCUUCUUUACCAUGAAGAUGAUUUUGUAGUUAAUUCUGGGAUGUAGCAUGUUAAAACCCUAUGUAAUAUGAUUGAACCAUAAAUUCUAGAUACAAUUUAGUCCACGAUUCCAAAUGUUGAGGCUGCUGUUUCAUCAAACACGGAGCUAGGUCACAGGGUACUAUACUUCUAGCUGCCAACAGAUGCUUUAUUUAGUUAUCAUUGGCAGAGCUAGAUACGCCCAAGAGAGUGCAGUUAAACCCUCUGAACAAAAGUUCUCCAUUAUUCUAGUGUAAUCUCUAGUAAAUUUUGUGUAAAUUUGUAUUUGAACC
Erigeron canadensis is the source of this 2294-nucleotide messenger RNA. RefSeq names its product 5'-nucleotidase domain-containing protein 4. Gene Ontology annotation, molecular function: 5'-nucleotidase activity. The transcript has 17 exons. NCBI's taxonomy places the organism in Eukaryota, Viridiplantae, Streptophyta, Magnoliopsida, Asterales, Asteraceae. The record is from RefSeq and is a predicted model, not a curated record. Bases 38 to 1906 code for a protein of 622 amino acids.